This is a messenger RNA of Gasterosteus aculeatus aculeatus (three-spined stickleback), 1361 nucleotides long. It is a transcript of the gene copz2, whose product is annotated as COPI coat complex subunit zeta 2. The record is from RefSeq and is a predicted model, not a curated record. Lineage: Eukaryota; Metazoa; Chordata; Actinopteri; Perciformes; Gasterosteidae. Gene Ontology annotation, biological process: retrograde vesicle-mediated transport, Golgi to endoplasmic reticulum; intracellular protein transport; intra-Golgi vesicle-mediated transport. Gene Ontology annotation, cellular component: COPI vesicle coat.
UGGGUUUAUCCGGUUGGCCGCUGCCAGCGCGGGAUCGCGCCCGGGCGGCUCCGUAAAGAAAAAAAAGAAAAGCGGGGAUCUCGGUGUGACAGCUCAGACUGUCCACGUCAACACACCGAGCGAGCACGGCGGCGGAGAUGGACUACGCGACUCUGGAACCCUCCCUCUACACAGUGAAAGCUGUUUUCAUCCUCGACAAUGAUGGCAACAGACUUCUGUCCAAGUACUACGACCCCGAGCUUUACCCCUCCAUGAAGGAACAGAAGAACUUUGAGAGGAACGUCUUCAACAAGACACACAAGGCCGACAAUGAGAUCGCUUUCCUGGAAGGGAUGACCGUGGUCUAUAAGAGCAGUAUCGAUCUCUUCUUCUAUGUAGUGGGAAGUCCUCAGGAGAACGAGCUGAUGCUGGUGGCAGUCCUGAGUUGCCUGUUUGAGUCCCUCAGUCAGAUCCUCAGGAAAAAUGUGGAGCGCAGGUGUUUACUGGACAACAUGGAGGGAGUGUUCCUCAUUGUAGACGAAAUCAUUGAUGGAGGGGUGAUCCUGGAGAGCGACCCCCAGCAGGUCCUACAGAAGGUCAACUACAGGGUGGAUGAAAACCCAUUGUCUGAACAAAGCGUGGCACAGCACAUAACAGAAAAACUGGCGCUGACCUCACAUGUCCUGCAGUCAGCUAAGGAGCAGAUAAAAUGGUCCAUACUGAAAUGACAUGGACCAGACAUAUUUAGGUUUGUCAAGAAAGCUCUAGUCUGGAGCACAUUUGUAGUCAUAAAACUUUUUUAAUUUAUUCUAUUAAGGCUACUAAGCCUGAAGGGAAGGACCGGCUACUUGAUGUGGCAGUAAGAGGAUCAUCUUUCUCGUGUGAUGGCAUUUUGUUACAUUACGUAUGACAGGUAAUUAGCUUAUUCUGAUUCGGGAGCAGUGUUAGGUCAUGUGCUCAUGCAGGUUUGACGUUUAACAGCCAAAUUAGAUUAUGGAGAAAUACACACAAACACCUCUGAAAGCGUAUUUAAAAAGAAUGUAACGACAUUAAACAAAUGUGUGAGAGGGAACACUGUGUUACUGUUGCACUGUCGGUAAAACACCUUAUUUUCCUAAAGUGGUAUUCUCGCAUGAAGUUAAAUUUAAUAUUUGUACAUAUAAUUAAAGGGACCAUGAAGAUUUACGUGUAUACAGAAUAAUGUAUUUUCUGAGACGUAAUGAUUUAUAUUAAAUAUUUUCUUAGUUAAGAAGAACGAAAAUAAAAAGCCAAAGACAUUUUGUUACAUUUAUACGUUUUUGAAACAUUUGUCUGAUAUAGUUUUGUCUGUCCACUAUUUGUGAGAUUGAUAAUACAUUUAUUAAAGAACCAUUUAUUCUUUA